AUGACAUUAUCAAAAUCACGCGCAAUUACCAUCAUAAUAGCGCUUGCGACAUUGACCAGCAACACCCUAUUUUCUCUGGUCUUGAGCCAAUUACCAGAUGAUCGUUUCCUUCUUGCACGCAAUUUUGGAUGGUAUUUGCAUGUCGCAAAUGUUCUGAGCGUCUUCGGAUUUAUAGGUGCUAUAAGACAACACGCUCUCAGCGUCUCCAUAUUUUCCUUCUUCCUAACCCUCGACGCAAUCCUCUGCACCAUCCCUUACUUCCUCAUCCUCAGCUUCCUCUGCAGCAACCCAUCUCUCGACUCGACCUUCUACCUCCCCCAAAAGUCAGCUUCCCUAUUCCGCACUCCCGCCUCUCCACAUCCCGAACCCCCUCUCGAAUCCACAACCACAAGUACCUUGUCGUUCCAGACCUGCCACGGGGGCAACUACCUACCGUGGUUUACGCUCGCCGUGUGCAUCCCAGCAACAAUUCUGAAGUUCAUGGGCGCCUUGCGCGUCAGGUCGCACGCAAAGGCACUAUCAACAAGAGAUCGUUUGGAUGAGGUGGAGAUACCUACGGUGGAGAUAUCUGAAUAUCAUGACGCGGCGCCUCUCGGUAUAAGUAAUGAUGUUCUCGAAAUUAAGUUAUAG
Molecule: messenger RNA, 630 nt
Organism: Venustampulla echinocandica
Lineage: Eukaryota; Fungi; Ascomycota; Leotiomycetes; Helotiales; Pleuroascaceae
Exons: 3
Coding region: 1-630 (209 amino acids)
Source: RefSeq, a predicted model, not a curated record